Molecule: messenger RNA, 587 nt
Organism: Mangifera indica (mango)
Lineage: Eukaryota; Viridiplantae; Streptophyta; Magnoliopsida; Sapindales; Anacardiaceae
Product: histone H4
Exons: 1
Coding region: 94-405 (103 amino acids)
Biological process (GO): nucleosome assembly
Cellular component (GO): nucleosome
Molecular function (GO): DNA binding; protein heterodimerization activity; structural constituent of chromatin
Source: RefSeq, a predicted model, not a curated record
CCUCUAAUUCACAAAUCAAGGGCGCUCACGGCAAUACUACAAACUCAACAACUUUCCUUUCAGAAAACUUUUUUGACUUCAAAGCCAUAAAAGAUGUCGGGUCGUGGAAAAGGAGGCAAGGGUUUAGGCAAGGGAGGAGCCAAGCGUCAUCGUAAGGUUCUCCGUGAUAACAUUCAAGGUAUCACAAAGCCAGCGAUUCGUCGUUUGGCUCGUAGGGGUGGGGUUAAGCGUAUCAGCGGUUUGAUCUAUGAGGAGACCCGUGGUGUUCUCAAGAUAUUUUUGGAGAACGUGAUCCGCGAUGCUGUGACAUACACUGAGCACGCCAGGAGAAAGACCGUGACGGCCAUGGAUGUGGUCUACGCGCUCAAGAGGCAAGGCAGAACCCUCUAUGGUUUUGGAGGGUAGGUUCCUGGGUGGUGUUUAUCUCAGGAUUUAGCUGUUGGGUAGUUGAUUGUUAAUAGAUUUUUACUCUAGAUCUAGAUCUGGUAUUUGUGGCUGUUAUUUUGCUAGGAACUUGUGAUUCUGUAAUUCUCUGUAACGUGUUUCUAUUGAAUAUUGAUGCAAUAUAAACCUUAAGUUCCUGGAAA